Messenger RNA from Morone saxatilis (striped sea-bass), 1765 nucleotides. RefSeq names its product galactose-3-O-sulfotransferase 4 (gene gal3st4). Gene Ontology annotation, biological process: glycolipid biosynthetic process. The record is from RefSeq and is a predicted model, not a curated record. Gene Ontology annotation, cellular component: membrane. Gene Ontology annotation, molecular function: galactosylceramide sulfotransferase activity. NCBI's taxonomy places the organism in Eukaryota, Metazoa, Chordata, Actinopteri, Moronidae.
AGGUGGAGAAGGUGAUGCCUGCUGACACAUUCUACUUCUCUAUCAUCAGGGAUCCAGUCGCUCUGGCUGAGUCCUCCUUUGCUUAUUACAAAGAGGUAGCACCUGCCUUUAGGAAAACCAAAGGCUUGGGUGACUUUGCUGAUGACCCUCAGAAAUACUACGACCCACGUCUCCGCAACAACCACUAUGCUCGCAAUCUGCUUUGGUUUGACUUUGGCAUGGACCACAAUGCUAAUUUCUCAGUGGCACUGGCCCAACAUGGCCAGGCCAUGAUCCGCCAGGCCUUCAAGCUGAUUUUAGUGUCUGAGUACUUUGACCAGUCCAUGAUCCUGCUGAGACACGCCCUCUGCUGGCCGCUGGAUGCUGUCGUCUCCUUCAGCCUCAACGCUCGGCAGCAGAAGCCCAGUGGCAUUGGUGGGAUAAGUGGUAGCUGGGUGGGCAAAGCUGCGGCAGCAGCAGGUGUUGGUGGUAGAGGGGGACGUUCUCAAGCAAAGACACUGCCCAAUCUAGCACUAACAGAGGAACAGCGGGAGAAGCUGCGUCAGUGGAAUGCCUUAGACUGGUAUUUAUACAAAGCCUUCAACCGGACCUUCUGGGAGGAAAUUGACAGGUUUGGUCAUGCCCAGAUGGAGCAGGAGGUAGCUCUUCUCAGGAUACGGCGGGAAGAUCUGGCCCGGGUUUGUCUUAGGGAUGGUGGGAAGCCUGUGGAGGCACACCGGAUUCGAGACAAAAACAUCCGCCCGUUCCAGAGUGGAUUAAUCAAGAUUCUUGGCUAUGAGCUCCAGCCAGGGCUGGACAACGCCACCAGGACAGCCUGUCUGAGGAUGAUCAGGCCUGAGAUUCAGUACAAAGAUGUGCUGGAUGCUAAACAGUUCCCACGGGCUCCGGCAGUCCAAGCCCAGCCAGGGCAACAGAGCCAGGGCCUGAUGGUAGCAGCUGGUGGCUCUUUUUUAAGACAAGACUUGUCCAGGACAGGAGAUAGGCUGGUGGGGGGAGAGGCUGGCGGGAGGACAGUGGAAGAGGGGGAGAGAGACUGGGACGGAAGCCGUUUAAUCAGGAGCAAUCAGACUUUGAUGCAAGGGCAAGAAAAAGCAAGGUUGAGAUAGUCUGCGGUAAGUGUCACUCCUAAAUACAGUACCUUUGGUCUUUGAACAGACGGACUAAUGAAACUGAAAACUGAGCCGACUGUGGUUUACACAUAAGAAAACAAAAGGUCCUCCUUUGCACUUACACUUUUUGGUCAUUUGCUUGUUUUCUUAAAAGCUGUAAUUUGCUUUUAGUUAGUGUAACUCUUGUGGACUUUUAUGGCUGCGGUAACAAGCUGAAGGAGAAUUGUAUGUUUUGUCUCAAUGGAAAGUUAAAGGACCACUUUGUUUUUUAUAAGGAGAAGCACUCUUAAAGUAUUUGCAAGGCUUUCUGCUGCUGUUUAUCACAAAUGGGACAUGAUAUGUUACAGCAGAGACGGGGAAGACUUUUAUUUCCUGUUCAUAUUAAUACUUUUAAGUUUUCCAAUUUUCCCCGUUGAUCUUGGUGCACAUGCUUGAAAGUUCUCAAUGUAAAGGUACAUACAGCCGCAGUUUUCCCUCUCAUGUGUUACCAUUAGGGCUGUAUUGGCAAGAAUCUGGUAAGCAAGGCAUUAUUGAGAUCGGCAUUUGUAUUUAUCACAGUCCAUGUAACAUCCAAAAUCAAAGCCCUCAGCUUACAACACUGCUAUCUAGCGGUUGGAGGUUUAAGUAUAAAAACCAGUACAGUGUUUUUGUGAAUU